AUGGUAUUCUCAAUCUCUCGCGCAUCAACAGUGUUCCUGCUCUUUUCUUCAGCAUUCUCCUUUACUCCAUGUCCCCUGCUCGGCCCUGCCUUCCCGCCAUGGACUCUGGACACAAGCGACAAGACCAUUGCGAGUGCCCUGGAAGCCCUGACACGGGAGCUGGACAUGCUAGUAUCGACAAACACCGGUUCUCAUGGGGAUGUCUCUCCGAAUACCACCUUCAGCAUCGCCCUAUCCUCGGCUGACUCUGGGAGCGCGCAAGACGAACCCUUCUUCUGGCAGUAUCAUCAUAUAGCGCCCGCGUUGAGCCGCUCUGCGGCUGGCUCUCGUGUCGCCGAUGAAAAUAGCAUUUACCGCAUUGGUGGUCUUACAGAGGUCUUCACUGUGUGGUGCCUGCUUCUCUCGGGAGGAGACCAUCUUUUGAAUGAUCCUGUUACUAAAUAUCUUCCCGAGCUGGCCAAUGGCACGAGUACUCAGGACGAUAUUGAACAUGUCCUGUGGGAUGAUGUUACUGUUGGCCGGCGUUCGAGUCAUAUGUCUGGGCUUGCGAGAGAUUAUUGCUCUACCAAUUUUACUUUGCAAAUGAGUCCUGCUAAGGCCAGUUUUCCUCCGCGCCACGAACCCCCCAAGCCUUGCUGUGGCGAUGGAAUUAAGUGUGAUAGCAGCGAGUUUAUCCAAUACCUGGCGAACCAGCCUCUCGUCGCGCCACCCAGUGUAACCCAGAGCUAUUCUAAUAUGGCAUUCCAUCUCCUAGGCUACAUCAUCGAACGAAUCGCUGGUAAACCCUUCAGCGACGUCCUCCAACAAUAUGUAUUUGACGUCUUAGGCAUGACGCAAACUACAAUGUUUGCGCCACUCGAUUCAAGCAACGGGAUUAUCCCUAUCAAAUCCCUCUUCACAACAAUUACCGAUCUCUCGAUCGCCGGCCAAGCAAUUUUAAACUCGACGCUUCUGACCAAGUCCCGCACAAACCGCUGGCUCAGACCGGUCUCGCACACUUCCAAUCCCGCUAACUCUCUCGGUAUUCCGUGGGUUAUUUAUAGUGGCGGCUCGUACCCGAAUACGUCCAUGGUCGACGUCUACACGGUUUUGAGCAACGAAGGAGUAAACGGAGGCCUCUACAGCUCGUACCUCGGCUUAGUCCAUGAUUUUGGGGUCGGGUUCGCGAUUCUCUCCGCUGAUACUGAGACUCCGGCGGAGUUGAACGCACAUGCAGAUAUAAUUGAAGAUGUUGUUCUCGAAGCGUUAAUGGUUACAGCUCCUGAGCAGGCAGCCCAGAAUUUUGGGAGAGAGUAUCAGGCAUCUGGGAUCAAUUCGUCGAUUACCGUGGCGUACGAUGAGCUGCCCGGACUAUGUAUCAAUGAGUUCGUCAGCAACGGCACCGACUUCCGAGCGAUCCUCGCUGCCCUGCUCGGAAUCUCGAAACCAAAGGGUCUGAGUAUCAGGUUGUAUCCAACACAGCUGAUAGACGACUCCGGCCCUGGCUCAAGGCAGGCCUUCCGCGCAGUCUUCCAGGAUAUAACCGAGCUAGCGGAUAAUGGGACUCCGACUUGUGUGUCAUGGAUGGAUGUCGACAAGCUCACAUAUGGAGGUCGCGGGCUGGACGAGUUUGUCUUUGCUUUGAACGCCAGUGGUGACGCUGUGGGUGUGCAGAUUCCGGCCUUGCAGGUGGACCUUUGGAGGGAGACGAACGACUUGGAGAAACGCGUAUACUGA
Aspergillus mulundensis is the source of this 1716-nucleotide messenger RNA. Its product is annotated as serine hydrolase domain-containing protein. The record is from RefSeq and is a predicted model, not a curated record. The transcript has 4 exons. Lineage: Eukaryota; Fungi; Ascomycota; Eurotiomycetes; Eurotiales; Aspergillaceae. Bases 1 to 1716 code for a protein of 571 amino acids.